This is a messenger RNA of Symbiodinium necroappetens, 1878 nucleotides long. NCBI's taxonomy places the organism in Eukaryota, Dinophyceae, Suessiales, Symbiodiniaceae. The record is from the annotation of a GenBank genome assembly.
AUGGAGUGUGACCUAAGACCUAGGAAGGAUCGGCGAAAGCUCUUUGAGUCCUUUAUGACCGCAGCUUCUAGGCUUGACCGGAAGCUCAAAGCACAACUUGAGAAUGUAGGAAUGUUUGAAGCUGGAAUGGGCUUCCAAACAACAAUGUGUCUAGGACUCAACCAGCAGGCCUGGGAGGACUUUGCCAAGAUGGCGGACGCGAGCAUCAUCCACCCCAGCGCCAGUCUUGGCAAAGUGGUCCGGAAUAACAAUGAGCUGCUGGGAGAGCGUGCCCUCGAUGUCAUGGAUGCAGUGAUCGAGGCACCUCCCCUGGCAGAGAUUCUCGAAGUGGGAGGCCUAGGUCGACGAUUCCAGAGCCCCAACAUUGCUACCGCCAUGGACAGUCCUCGAUCUCCACGUCCGCAGGAAGCACAGGUGGAGCCCCCCGAGGAAGCUCCCAGCGCACUGUCCGCACCGACUCAGUGUCGCGUCGGCAGCAAUUCCACGCUGGAGGAGCUGCAGAAACAGCUGCAAGAGCGGGCUAUGGCAGGUGGGUCCUUGGAUUCCCAGCGCUUCGACCGCAUCAUGCCAGACUCAUGUCCGCCAAGAGGUCCAUCUGGGGCGGUGCAAAAGAGAGGGGCAAAGUCCCUUCCACUCGACGAGGUCGUAGGGGUGCAGCACCGUCCAUCCAUGAGGACCUUGCAUUCUGCAGUCGACAAAGUUGUGUUGGUGAGGUCGGUUUCGCGUGCAGAGAGCAAGGAUGAGGUGGCUCAAGGCUUCGACCGGUACCGUCAGGCUUGUAUCGAUCGGCUUUGCAUCAUCCUUCUCCUGCCCAUUGGUGUGGUCCUACAUGGCCAACCUCGGUGGGUCGCAAGUGUGCGCGCUGCUGCGGUGCUGAUGUGCAUAGUGCUGUGGGCAUCGUGUCUACACACGGCGAUCACUGGAGGCAACACGGGGUGGCAAAUGGGCAGCUGCUUGCUGCACGUGUCGGAAGCUACAGCGAACCUGAUCCUCUUGUUGCAGAAGUCUUGCAGCAUCAGCUUCCAGGAGUUCAAAGCACAUGUGAAGGAUGCCAUGCGGUCCCAAAACAUGGGUCCAGCCCAAAAGUCGGCCAUCAAAUGGCACAUCCUUGUGAUCACGGCAAGCCUCGCCUGCUGGAUGAUAUGCCAAGUCGCGAAGGUCCGACUUGUUGCGAUGGGCGGUGGGCAGAUGACAUGGGAAGUCGUCGCGUUGCCUUGCCUCCAAUGCCUUUAUCGUGCAGGUUGGGUUUUAUGGCUACUGCGUUUGAACGAGUUUGUCAACGAGCUCGUGGAUGCGUUCUGCCGCGGCUGCGCGAGUAACCCUCAAGGUGUAGACUUAGCCUAUAUUCACUGGGCUCGCAUCUCUGCUUUCACCGGCCAGAUCACCGAACAUUGCCAAACAGUAUAUGGAGUCAUGUCUGUGACUGCGUUGAUGGGUGGAGUUGCCCCCAUUGCAGAGAUCUUCAUGCCAACCAGCUCCCUGCAGAGCACAGACUGGAUGCUGCCACAGCUGGCAGCGAGCAUCGUGAUGAUCUGCUUGACGACAUAUGCCUGGGGAAGUACAGCCAUGGUCAGUGAAAAGUCAAAGAAAGCGGCCUCCUUUGUGAAUUCCCUGCAGGGUUGCUUGCCUGGGGACGCGAGGGCCGAGAUUAGGUGGCUGGUCGGCUACAUGGCAAGCAGUGACCCUGGCAUCUUUUUCGGGGGAUCUAAGGUCGAUCUUUGCUGGUACUCCAGGCUGCGGUACGUGACCUUCAGUGCAACGAUCUUCCUUGCCGUACGCUUCCAGACCCUGCCGGAGGCUCACAAAGCCCUCCUGGCAGAACAGUGGGGUCGUUUCCUCCAUGCGUUGGCUGUGUGGGAGAGCGCCAGUGGGGAUUGA